GAGCUUCGUAAAGAGAUUAACAUACCUUUUGUGUCCUUUGCUGACAUGGGAAGGUCGUACAGAACAUAAGCUAGGCUGCCUGUGACGGAUCAUUUUAUAAUUCUGGUUGUUUCCAUUGCCUUCGCGGUAUAGUUUCUUUCAAUGUUACUUCCAUCUGAUACACAACAAGGUGUUGUCUUUUCAUAUGAGCCUUGUAUUUAAGAUAUAUGCUACCAAACCACCUCGUUCAUCGCUACAGUUAAUUUUUGAGCGAGCAUCAACGACCAGAUAUCUCUUGGAAUUGUCAGACGCCACACCUAAUCAACGACAAGUGACCGAAAAAAAUAGUUCGGCUCAGAAUAAUGAAAAUUUCUUUGACAUGAAGACAUGAUUUGGCCGGUAAGUACCAGAAGAGGCUUAACGCUAAGCUGCAAUUUCUCGAUCUUGGACGCAGGCGUGCUGGAAACCACCUAUGAGAACGAAAAAGAGUCGGGAUCGUACUCGACAAGUUAUCAUUACUAUUCAACUGAAUAUGCAGUCGGUGGGAUGGGGAAAGCGCAAGUUGUUCUUUUAAAAAUCGGAAGCAAAGUUGAUCGCACUGCUUUUGUCGCUGAAUUUAUACUAGUACAAAGAACUUAUUGUGUGUCUCAAGCAAUUUUAUACACACUAUCGCUGUAUAUCAUAUGGUGAUGGCGACAGCCUUCUAACAAUCAAGAGAUUUAAGAGUCACGAAGCGUACACGGAGAUGAGACCCAAUUUACGUUCUUCUACUGCCAUAUUCCACCUUAAGUUAAACUCAAAACUGUGUAUUAAACAACAUUUUUUAAAUACGCCAGGUUAUGUACUCUAUAGGAGCUUCCCUUUUGACGCU
Molecule: messenger RNA, 850 nt
Organism: Plasmopara halstedii
Lineage: Eukaryota; Oomycota; Peronosporomycetes; Peronosporales; Peronosporaceae
Exons: 1
Coding region: 185-370 (61 amino acids)
Source: RefSeq, a predicted model, not a curated record